CGGUUUCCAGGCAACCGCCGAACGCGGGCGACGGCCGAGAGCCCAGGGUGGACUAGGACUGGGCCCCUCGGCGGGCGCCAAUGAGCACAGGGGCCGCGGGGGAGCUGGACGCGGGCAGGAUGGAGGACGAAGAGGAGGAGAUCACCGCCGCCACGCUGCGGGGCAAGCCCCGGCCGCUGCCCAUCUCGGCGCUGUCCGCCUUCAGCUACAUCCCGCCGCGGCGCCUGGACCCCAAGGAGCACAGCUACUACUACCGCCAGGGCAAGACAGGAAUCAUUUCCCUCUAUGACUGUGUUUUUAAGAAGAACCCGGGUUAUAACCAGAAAUUGCACCGAGAUGACAGAGAACAUGCAAAAAGCCUGGGACUUCAUAUUAACGAGGAGGAGCAGGAGAGGCCAGUGGGACUGCUGACGUCUUCUGUCUACGGGAAGCGCAUACAGCAGCCCGUGGAGCCUCUGAACCGGGACCAUGGCCGCGCCAACCAUGUGAAGGCUGACUUCUACCGGAAGAACGACAUCCCCAGCAUCAAGGCACCUGGCUUUGGGCACAUUUCUCCAGCCUGAUGCCUUCCCUGUGGCCUGAAGGGCCCAUGGGCAAGUGAGGCUGCCUUAUUUCCCCUUUCACAGACAUCUCGGAGCUGGCCUGAUGCUUCUGUGGCACCUUGACAGUGGGAAGGACGGGCCCAGAAGCCGCUUGCCCUCCCACUGCCUUGGUGAAGAAACUGGCCAAACACCUUCAAGACUUAGGAUGAACAUCUAGUGUGAUGGUUUUCACGUGAACUGAUUUCAGAUGAGAUGAUGCUGAAUACUGAUGCAUUGGGAGCACCCAAAUACAAUGAAGACUUUGUUCUCACUUGACAAUGGUUGGGUUGAGUUUGUUCUCACUUGACAGUGGUUGGGUUGAUCUUCCGUCACUGCCUCUGCACGUUUGCAAGACUUUUGGGGGGAGGCACUCAAGGGAGUGGUGAGCAGUUACUUUUCUUAACAGUUAUGGAAACUGCUACUGCCUGAUAUUGUUUGUACCAUGGAGUCGAUUCUGACUCCCAGUGACCCUGUGGACAGCAGGGUGAACCCUGCCCGUCUUUUUGCGCCAUCCUCUCCCCUUCCGGUGCUGUAUCAGACAAUGCUCUGCCCCGUCCAGCACCUCCUGUUAGUACAAACAGCUCUUCCAUUUUCCUUUCUCCUGGAGGAGAGCUCACGAAAUUGCCUUUUGGCACGAUUAAACUCUAGAUACUACAACAUUUUUCCCCCCAGAGGCCUGAGCUGCGAACAGUAGAAUUUUGUGCAAUUGAGCACAAAAGCCCUAGUAAGGAUAGGUGGCCUCGGUGGCCAGCAAUGCUGCUGUCACUCCUCAGGGGAGGAGCCACAGGUCAUGGGAAGAGAUUGGACUUUGGCGCUGAACUGACUUGGGUAAAAUCUGGCUCCUCAUUUUCUGGCUGCAUGUGCAGGUGUAGGCAAAUCAUCUCACCUGUUGAAGCCCACGUUUCCUCAUCUAUUUUUUAUUUUUCCCCGAGGAAGAUUAGCCCUGAGCUAACUGCUGGCAAUCCUCCUCUUUGUGCUGAGGAAGA
Messenger RNA from Equus quagga, 1567 nucleotides. RefSeq names its product cilia and flagella associated protein 90 (gene CFAP90). Lineage: Eukaryota; Metazoa; Chordata; Mammalia; Perissodactyla; Equidae. The transcript is spliced from 3 exons. Bases 81 to 563 code for a protein of 160 amino acids. The record is from RefSeq and is a predicted model, not a curated record.